Molecule: messenger RNA, 1152 nt
Organism: Hordeum vulgare subsp. vulgare (domesticated barley)
Lineage: Eukaryota; Viridiplantae; Streptophyta; Magnoliopsida; Poales; Poaceae
Product: anoctamin-like protein Os01g0706700
Exons: 9
Coding region: 1-1152 (383 amino acids)
Biological process (GO): chloride transmembrane transport
Molecular function (GO): chloride channel activity
Source: RefSeq, a predicted model, not a curated record
AUGCGGAAGCUGCGCGCCAACUGGAACCGAGCCGUGGCGGCGCUGUCCUGGGUGGCCGACGCUGCGCGGUGGGCCGAGGAUACCCGACCCGCCACUGCCCCGCCUCUUCGUGCACCGAGGCGCGCCACAGGGAUAGCCGCUGCUUCAUUCGAGGAUGCGCCGGUCAAAGGCGAGGGAGCUGCUGACGGCUGCCGCGUAGAGUCCAUGGCCGACCUCCUCGUCCAGGGUACCGCCUCCUCCCUUCACCUCAUCAUACUUGGUCCUGCAACUCUGGCUGAAGCAAUGAGUUACAAGCUGGAGAAGAAGAGCAGCAGCGAAGAAGCCGCGCAGCUGAAACCAGCGUCCUCUUGGGAAGAAGAGCAGCAGCAAAAGGUAACAAUCCUUAAGCGUGUGGAGGAAAAGAAAUUUGAUGAUGAGCCUGCUGAGAAAAGGAGAUUGCAAAGAAAUGAGUGGUCCGGUGUCCUUCUAAGAAUUAGGAACAAUGCGAUUAUUGUUCUGGGUAUUAUUUGUCUUCAGCUGCCAUUUGAGUUGGCCUAUGCUCAUUUGUAUGAAAAAACUGAAACUGAGGCGCUGAGGUAUGUGUUGACUGCACUAUAUCUUGUUGCAAUUCAGUAUUAUACAAGGAUAGGUGUAAAGGUGUCUGUCAUUCUAAUAAAGUAUGAAAACAACCAAGGAGAACAGUCCAGUGCUGAUAGUUUGAUUUAUAAGGUUUUCGGUCUAUACUUCAUGCAAUCAUAUAUUGGGUUGUUUUACCAUGCUUCCCUUUAUCGUGACAUUUUGAGACUCCGACAAGUCCUUAUUCAGCGUCUAGUCGUGUCUCAGGUGUUGGAAAAUCUGAUUGAGAAUUCUAUUCCUUAUCUCAAAUACAGCUACAAAAAGUACAGUGUUGUUCGCAAGAAAAGACAAGAGAGAGAAUCACCAUCAGGGAAGUCAGUUCGAUUAUCAACAAGAGUGGAGAAAGAAUAUUUAAAACUCUCUUAUACUGCAAGCAUUGGAGCAGAGCUCGAAGAUGGUCUGUUUGAUGAUUUUCUUGAACUAGCUCUUCAGUUUGGGAUGAUCAUGAUGUUUGCUUGCGCCUUUCCAUUGAUAUUCUGCUUUGCUGCUGUGGUAUGUGGUUAUGACGACAGUUUACAGUCAAGUACUCAUGCUUGA